GAACUCUUUAACCUACGGUAUUCCUUACUACGCAAUAUUGUUAAACGAGUGUUUAGCGUACUAAAACAACGGUUCUAUAUACUUAAGAAGCGUCCUCGAUAUAAUAGGGCUAUACAGAUACAAUUGGUAUAUACUCUAUAUACGCUAUAUAACUUUAUCCAG
This is a messenger RNA of Sphaerulina musiva SO2202, 162 nucleotides long. RefSeq lists its product as uncharacterized. The transcript has a single exon. The record is from RefSeq and is a predicted model, not a curated record. The annotation marks the transcript as partial. Lineage: Eukaryota; Fungi; Ascomycota; Dothideomycetes; Mycosphaerellales; Mycosphaerellaceae.